Pyrgilauda ruficollis (rufous-necked snowfinch) is the source of this 9693-nucleotide messenger RNA. RefSeq lists its product as uncharacterized. NCBI's taxonomy places the organism in Eukaryota, Metazoa, Chordata, Aves, Passeriformes, Passeridae. Gene Ontology annotation, biological process: female meiosis I; mRNA stabilization; male meiosis I. The coding region runs from base 768 to 3344 and encodes 858 amino acids. Gene Ontology annotation, cellular component: cytoplasm; nucleus. The transcript has 9 exons. The record is from RefSeq and is a predicted model, not a curated record.
UCGCGGCCCCGCGGUGACAUCAGCGCUCCUCGGCCGGCCCGGCUGGGCAGCGGCAGCCCCGAAGGUGAGCCCGGCUCCUCCGCUCUCCCGCAGCCCGAUCCCGCAGCCCGAUCCCCGGGCAGCCACAGGGGUGACACCGCGGUGACACCGCGGGGCCGCUCCCCGAGCCCGCCGCGUUCCCGAGGCUUUCCCGGCGCUUUCCGCGUCGUCCCGCGGCUCCGCGAGGGUGGAGGAGACGCUUCGCCACAGCCUGGCAACAGAGUGCGUGUGGCAACCGCGGGGGAGCGGGAUCCGCACGGCAGCGCCGGGCCGGGCUCGGCUCCCGCCGCUCCUUCCCGGGGAUCUCUGCCGAGGACGGGCUCGGCUCCGGCCGCUCCUUCCCCGCCGGGCUCGGCUCCGGCUGCUCCGGCCGCUCCUUCCCCGCCAGGCUCGGCUCCGGCCGCUCCUUCCCCGCUGAUCUCUGCCGGGGGCAGGGAAAGCUGCCGGGGAAUGGCAGGAGAAGCUGGUGCUUAGGAGCCUUGAUUCCAGCCUGCACGCGAUGCUGCACGCUCCAGAGCAGAGAACCUGGGUGCUGAUGCCAAGGACGUGGUCCAGGUGCCACCCCUGGGCAUUGCCAGCCACAGAGGGGAUGUGUUUGCCUGGCACGGGGGCAUUCCCAGUCUCGUGGAGCAGGAGGGUCUGAGCUGUGAAGGUGCCACACCAACACCUAAAAUGUGAAACCUGUGGAGAAUUCCUAUUGCUGUGCAGUGAACAGCAGGAAGCAAACCAUGGACACCCAGUUGUUCUCCCCAUUCCUGGCAGCAGUCCCCAGUCCCCCCACGCCCCCGGAGCCCUCCCAGCUGUGCAGGGACUGGCUGGGAUGUGCUGAGGAUUUUGGAUCCCAAACUGCCUUCCAGGAGUGCCCAAAAAAAAGGGCACCAAUAAAUCUUUCUUACUCUGGCAAUGGCCCAGAUGUGUUUGGGCUGGUGUCGAGCAUUUUAGAGGAGCCAAACAAGCCAGAGCCAGCUACAGACUGGAAUUCUCUAUCCAGGUUGUUCCCCCCUGUGUGGGCACCUGAUGUGGGCAGCAGCGGGGAGUUCCCAGCUCAGCACUGGGUCCAAAGCAAGGAUUUUCCCAACCUGCUGGGCUCCAGCUGCCAUCAGGGAGCCCUGCAGGAGCCUCCUGAGGUGGAGAUGCUGCACAGAGGUUUGGGGGACCUUCAGCUCCUCGAGUCUUGGCUCUCUCCCCGUGCUCAUCCCAGCAAUGCCCUGAGGAACCCUGGCAAUUCCUCCUUGCAGAACAGCACCACAGCUCCCCAGGAAGGGUUUUCCUUCCCAAACGGGGGCUGGAACCAGCAUUUGUGCACUUAUGACCAUGGGAGAUUAAACGGAGGUUUUGAAAAAUGUGGGUCCAGUUUUAGCCCUUUUUCUCCUCGGAACAGGAUGAAAGAAAGCCCCAGCACCCAGAAGGAGUUCUGGAAAAGAGGAAAAGCUCUGCAAAAUUACGCUCAAGGACAAACUAAGUAUUCCCCUGAUCUUUCCAAUCAGCCUGGUGGUGAUAACUCUUGGGAUAAAGUACCCCAGGACAGCCACUUGUUCUCUAAGAGAUAUGAGAACUUCUCAGCUGCUCCCAAACUGCAGUCACCUCUCCAUCCAUCCCUUCAUUUUUUCAACCCACCCCCUAAGGAAAACACAUUUUCUGGAGGAGCAAGCAGAAAACCCCAGGAAAGCCAUGUGCAAAAUGGCCGUUGUGGCUUUACUUUGGGGAAUGUUUUCAAUAAUAAUAAUAAUAAUGAGUGUAAUGUGAAUAUGGGCCCUAAGGAAAGCUCUCCUCAAGCAGCUGAAUAUGAGUUAUCUGUGAAAAACACUGUGCAAAAUGGCAAUUACUCCUCAUACCAGGGGUGUGCGUGGCUGGAUGGGAGCAGCCUGGCAGCUGCAUCUGAAAUUCCAUAUGGAAAACAAAUGGCAACGAGCCCCCAGUCCUCAUCAGGGGUUUCCACCAUGUCUGGGGGCUCUCCCACCCACCAGCCUUUCACACAGCCCUCCUACUUCUCCCAGCUCCUUCCCAUCCUCCCUCCCAGGAAAGAUGGGAGGUUACAGACCUCAGAUGGAGUUUCCAGCCCCUUGGGGGUUCCUCAUUUCACCUCGGAGAGCCAGAAGCAGGUGAGACCCGUUGGAAGGCACCGGGAGGAUGCCGGGGUCAGCAAGGACGGGCGGCGCCGCAAAUUCCCCGUCCGUUUUUCACCCGACUGGCUGGUGCAGCAGAAGGCUGCAGGUGAAGACCCUGCUGAGAAAUACCACAGGUUCCCGAAGAGGCAGAGCCAGGAAAGUGGCAGUAAAGAUGACAGAAGAGGUAGAAGGAAUUGGAUCCCUCCUUUGGGAUCUACGGCCCCAAACCGCCAGCCUUUCGCCGCGUUUCCGAAAAAGCACGAGCAGAGUGGUGGCAGCUUGUCAGAUUUCAUCAAUCCUUCUCUGCUUCCUUCGUUCCCAUUCAUGUCUGAUUUUAAGCAGAAUCCCAGCUUCCCUCCAUUUAAUCACCAACUGUUUCCACCAGCCAACACUUUCAAUUUCCCUCCACCGUCGUUUCCGUUCUCGGACCUCGUUGAUCUUUUCCACUGCGACGACUUCAACCCCUUGAGUCCCUUCAUGAGUGAGCUGUUCCCUGGAGAUGUCCCUGCGCCCUGCUUUGCCUUUCCAGCCCCAUUUCACAAGUUCAGACCUCCCAGGAGCCGCAGUGGCCCCGCUAACGAGCUCCACGUCCGGCUGGAGGAGUGUUCCGAGCAGUGGAGAGCUUUGGAGAAGGAGAGGAAAAAGGCUGAGGCUGACCUUGCAAGACGCUUCCCAGGGCAGCCCAGCUCCGUGCCCAGCCCCGUGCCGCGGCUCGCCGCGAAUCCAUCCCGCGUGGAUCGCCUGCUCGCUGACCAGGCCCGGGAGCGCGCCCGGGUGCUCGCCCUGAUAGGAAGAAUGGAGAGGCUUUGUGGUGCUCCCCUGCACAGGAACAUCUCCAGGACCUUGGAGCUGCACCUGGAAGCCAUUCAGGUGACCCAGGCACGUCGGAAGGAUGAGAUUGGGAAUGCUGCAAACCCCCAGAGCCAUGGGGGGCCACGCUACAGCAACGAGAAAGAUGUGCUGGCCCUGGCAGCUGCCCUGCGAGCCCUGGCUGGUGCCACGCGCCGAGCUCGCACCGCGCUCUGGUGCGCGCUGCAGCUGGCUCUGCCCAAAUCCCCUCCAGCCGGACACGGAAACCAACAACUGCUCCUGCAACAGCUUUGUCCUCCAAGCACGAGCAGCCAGGAAAAAAGCAGCCUGGAGCAGGAAAGCAGAGGAAGUGAAGAAGCUGAGGAAGCGAGGAAGGUUUUGGAGUGACCGGCGAUAAUAAACGGAAAGCGGAGGAUGGGGAGGGAAGGGCUCAGGUCCUGCCCAGCACUGCCAGAGGUGGAUUUCACUGCAUGUCAGGAAGGGGUUAAUUUAAAAAAAAGGGUUAAUUAAGGUGCCUGGUCAGUGCUGUGGUACUGUGGUGUGGAGAGACAUGGCUUGUGGUGGUGUUGAUGCAGUUGAAUAUUGCAGGUGUCUGCUGCUGAGAAUUUUAAUGCUCAGAGGAGCUGAACAAGAGCUGAGCUUUCCUGAGUCCAGCCAGGACCUGAGCAACCAGAGUCUGGUAGAACUUAAUUACCUUUUUUUUUUUGGUUAAUGAGACAAUUUAGGAUAUUUGAAGGUACUCAAUAGUCAUUCAGGGUUUGUUUUAUUUUCAUUUUUUGCACCAUGUGUAGUUCUUUCCAGAGCCAAAGUGAUCACUGAGUAGUUCGCACCCCAUCACUGUGUCAGAGCAAUCCGUGCUGCUGUGGUGGUGUUUUUUGGGACAGGUUGUCUCUGUUUGACAGGAAUAAUCAGUGCCCAGUGCUGGUUUUGAGAGGGUUUUGUGUUGCCAGUUCAGUUUCCAGCAAAGUCAAUGUGAGCUGAGCUUUUCCAUAGAAUUUCCACUUGGGUUUUUCCACUAAAAAAGUGGAUUUUUGUAGCUUUGCAGUGUGAGCUGCAUGGAAGUGCUCAUUAGCAGGUGAUAGAAAACUUGCUCAGGAUUAGAAAUUAGAUUUAUUGGUUCCUCAGUGGGUUUAAAACCAGUAACAAUAUAACAUAGUAUGCACUUAUAUAAAAAACCUAUUAUUUGUUACUGAUUAUUUGUUACUAAUAUAUGUUCUUGGUACUACAAUUUUUUUCAGACACAUUCCAUAUUUAUUUUAAUGUCUUCGCUAAAUGUUUAUUUUUAAAAAAAUUUGAGUAAUAUGAAGUUAAAUAUUUUGCCAAAUCUUCCGAAUAAUCAGAUUUAAUGCUUUACUCAGGAACUCUGUAUAUUAUUAUAUAAAUAUACACGUGGUAUAUAGGGAUUUUUUGGGAGAGGGAUGUUUGCAAAAUAUUUACACAAAGCUAAUUAUGUACUAGGUUACCAAAGCUCUUUCACUGAUCGUUUUUUUUGGUGUGGAAGGUUUAAUAUAUUUAAUUGCUGUUAAUUAGUCUCCAUUGUGUGGCUUAGACAAUCAGUGUGUGGUUGUUCAGGGUGAAAACUAGUAAAGACUAAUUAAUUCAAGCUGUGAUCUUAGGGCAUUUAGGAAUAUUUUAAUGCUUUAACAACUGUCUUACUGUUCCACAGUCUCCUAACAUGUACUAAUAAUUAAGGUUCUUGAGUAUCAGGAUAUUAAUGAACAGCUUUGGAGAGCAGUUCUUGGGUUAAAAGUGAAUCAAGUUGGGGAUAUAAGCAAAAUUUGAAGGACUAAAAUGAAGAUUUUUAUGUCAUGUGGUGUUCAGUGUCAAAUUUGACAUUUUUGUGGGUAAUUAUAGAGCUGUUCUCAUACGUAUUUGUACUUGCAGAAUUGUUCCAAAUGCAGUUGUGUAGUUCUGGAUGCGUGGAUGUUUCUAGAGCAGAUCUUGUCUCAGUAGUGCCAUCCUUAACUCUAUUGAGGCUUGGAGAUUUGUAGCUAAAAUUUACCCAGGCCUCAUUGUAAUCCACUGAGUGACGUUUAAAAGCAAAAGUAGAUAGAAAUCAGAUAAUUAGUAUAGCAAAAUCAUGGUUUUUUUUCCCCUAAAGAAAGUGAACUUUGCUUAAAGACUAUUUCAAACCUUAGCCUAAAAAACAGGUACCAGUUAUUUUGGUGUGUUUUCUCUCUGUGUACAUGGAAUUUAUUUGCACAAAGUAAUUUAAGAAGGUUCAAUCUGCAUUUGUGAAACUGAUUGUGCUCCACAGCUUCAAAGUGGAGUUUGCAGUAUUUCAGUUCUUGGGUGAUUUGGGGGUUUAAUUACCCAAAUUAAAAUUAAUUUACCGUUGCUGUGCUGCGCUGACAGGAAAUCAGAAUUUCAGAGUCUGGAUCUUGGGGCUUUUUUUCUGUUUACACAGCCAGGGUUGUUUUGUAGUGGUGAAUAUUUAGGGUAUAACUGGUUCUUAUUGUACUGCUCAUGUGUUAAUUAAUGCUCGUAAUUAGCUCAUAGUUAAUGUGCCUUUAACAAUCUGAUUUUUUCCAGCGUGUUAAAAAGCUGUGUGGUCACUUCUGGUUCCAAUUUCAGUUUAAAAAAAAAAAUGCAUUUUAAAGGGUUCCACGUGGCUGCAAUCAACUCAUGUUGUUAAUUAUGUUAAUUGCACUCGGGAGCUGCUCCAGGCUGGGUUCCUGAAGGAGCUCUGUGGCUCUGGAAUGUCCCCCUGGAUCCUGUGCCCAGGUCAGGUGCUCCUGUUUCACUUGGCCUCGCUCACUUUUCUUCACAAAAACUCCAGCUCUUCAAACAAAAAUAAGCUUUUAUUUGCAAAAAUAAGUUUUAUUAAUUAUUUAGUGCCCUUUUCUUUAAAUUCAUUGGUCAUGGACAGCAUCAGACCUAGAAUGAGUUUUGUCUUCAGCUCCUAAUUUCAGAAUGCUCCACUUCUGUUGUUUUAUUACGAAACCUUUUGCAUUUUAAGGGAAAAAAAACCACUUUAUUUUGUAAAGUUGCAGCAGCUCUGUCAGUCAGAACAUCAUUUUUGCUGCCUGGUGUUUAAUUUGGCAGCAAGGCACAGAUUCUGCAAGUCUUGCACUGAGUUUUGGGUGUGAAUAAGCACAAGUGUAAUGCUUGUGGCUUUAGGGAGUAAUUGUAUUCACGUUUUACUGACUUCAGGGAAAGCAGAAUUGAGGUUUUGGGACACAUUUAAGCCAAAGAGGUGGUUUUGGUUUGGAGUUAGUUUUGAUGUUUACAGAGAGAAAAAAAAAAAAAAUGUCCCUUUCCCUCCUCAUUUUGAGAAGCUAUCAGGUAAAAUUCAGUUUAUUCCCUUUUUCCCCCACCUCCACCCUUCCACUCAGCUUUCAUGAGAUUUAUUAUUUGGGGGUUUUUUUUCCCCUGUUUUGAUUUAUACUUUUUAAAUUUAGGGUGAAGGUGGCAGAGUUGUAGCCAGUCCUGGUGGCAGGGACACUGGAUUGCUGCAGUUUAAAUAAAUGGAGCACUCAGCUGUCCCUUUUUGAGUCAGGAUCAUUAUCAGGGUGCUUUUUGAUAGUUAUUAUUGAAUCUUUAAUGCUUUCAAAUCCCAAAUUCAUAGUCCAGUACAACACAGACUUAAGAAUUGCAAUUAUUUCUGCAUUCUGUGCAAAUUACUGAAGGUUUUUGAUGAUUCAUCCUUAUUAAUUCCCAGAAGGGAGGCCAGCAGCAGGGAAGAACUCUUAAUUAUUUAUUUUGACUUUAUUUUUUAACUCUUUUAUUAUUUUUUUUUUCUGGUUAUAAGUUUUGUACCUCUGUUUUUCUGUACCCACAGGGUCCUUCUGGCAGUUAAAUUGCUCUGAUGCUAUUUGCAUAAACUAAAACUCAGAAAUUGGUAUUAAUUAGUUAUUCCCAUUAGAGCAGCAUGCAGGGAGGUUAUUUAAGUUCAUGCUGCUUGUCUUGCUGUGGCCUUUUCAAGAGUGGGUGACUUUAAUUCCCAAACUGCUGCUAUUGCAUUUUUAUCCUUUCCAAACUGAAUAUUUUUUUUUUCCUUUGCUGCUGGAAUUUACCACCACCACCAAUAUUUUUGUCUGUACCUGGGUAUGUGAAGUUUGGGAAUGGUUUGCCUUAGUCAGAACUGUGCUCUGGUUCGUGCUAAGUCUCUCGUGGUUAUUUCUUUUUGAAGGAAAUCAGUGUUUUAAGGUGGGGAUUUGGUGGGGAUUUUGCUGAGGGAUUUCUGUUUGCAGAGAACCGUGGGGACACCCCAGAUUUUUGCACUUUUCCAGAGCCCAGCUUCCUGGCACUGUCUUUGACCUGCAGCCCCUUUUUUGGGGGGGAUAAAAAGGAGGAAAAGGGACCUUGAAGAAGGAAGGAGCCCAAAUUCCAGUGGGGAAUUCUCUUUUUGCCUUCCACGGUCAGGAGGGCUUGAAGGGACUUGAAGCAUCAGCUCCUCUCCUGGCAGGAUUUAAGCUCAGCUUUCCUAGACUUGGGAGGUGGCAAAGAGCAAGGAGAGCUGAGCACAGGAGGGGUUUGGCUGUGGCUCAUGUCUGUUCUUCCUGCAGUGGCAGAACCCACCUUGGCUCUGUGGGAUAUUUACUGAGUCUUAGCUCUGAUUCUGCAGGAAGUUGGAUUUUUGUUUUGUUGAAACACCGUAAAAAUUAUGCAACAAACAGACCUUAAGCCUAUAUGCUUAUUAUUUUUUUUAAUUCUAUUUUUACCUGCUCUGGAAGCUGGGUAUUGGAAUUAUUUUUCUUUUUUUUUUUUUUUUUUUUGGCCCGUUCUUUGGUUGAGAGCUGCAAUUUUCACAAAUGCUGCAUGGUGGCACAGCCCAAAGCAGUGGGCUUUGGGGAUUUUGUUCUUUAGAUCUUUAUUUCUGUGGCAGGAUAUGUGCUCUUAGCUGCAAAACUAAGAGUUCAAUUCUUUAUGGCCACAGUCUGCUACAGAUUUAUUCAUUUAUUUUUCCUAAUGGAGUCGUUAAAGUGGAAAAACUUUUGAGUUAUUGAUUAUUUAGUGUUUGUGGAUUGAACAGGAGCAGGGAGCACUUCCCAUCAGUCAAUAUGAGGGCAGUUGACUGUGGAAUAUUUAUUUUAAUUGUUAUUUUUUGAACAACUGGGCUGCUGAAGAGCUGCCUGUGGUCCUGCUUCCAUUGAAGCCGCAGCUUUUAAGGGAUUUCAGUCCUGAUUUGGCUUUGUUGCUUUGCCUUGAGUUCAGGAGCUCAGUGGCUCACCUUGAACUUUUAUCAAGAAACUCUGGAGGGAUGAGCUCCCAGCCUCUUUUACAAGGAUUCUUGGAAUGAGCCUGGAUAAUUGGGAUUUCUCUUAAAGCUGAGGAAUGCACCUGCUGCAGGACCUGGGGAGUUUCUGGGAAUUUUUGCACCUUGUUUUCUCCUGUUCUGCUUCAAGGGAAAUAGAGCCUUAACCAUGCUGGGACCUUGGUUUAUUAUUCCCUGUGCAGUUUAUCCAUGGCACUCACCAGCACUUUUUGGGGUUUUUUUAUUUUGGUUUGUAGCACUUGAGAUGUCUUGGUUUUUUUAUCAAUUAUUUUUUUUCUUUUUUUUUUUUGGUAGAGAACUGCUUUGUAAUGUUCUAAAAUAAAAGAAUAACUUUGCCAAGCAAAUUUAUCAGUGCUGUAGAAUGGAAAGUCCUUAUUUUUCUUUGUUAGCAAUACUGUAAUCAAAGGUGCAAAAUAAUGUGUUUAAUGUACAUGCCUGUGCUGUUAGAGACUGAAAAUAUAUUGGGUUAGGAGCAACUUCUAAACAAAUUGAGGAGCUAGAGUUAAAAAUCCUCUUUGCUUGUUGCCAAAUGAGCUUUAAAAAGGAAAAUAUUUGCAUAUAGUGUGUUAAAACAAAAAAGCACUGGUUAGAGAGAGAAUAAAUCAGAGUAAAAAUCAUUGCCAGACAAAGAUUGCUUUGUUUUUUACUGAAUAAAACACAACUUGUUUAUGCACAACAGGUCCUUAAUGAGCAUAGUUUUUUCACAGAAUUAGGCUGUUUCCAAUAUAUAGAUGGGGAAAAAAUAAGUUUCCUUUUAUUUUUUAUGACAGAUAUACAAAGAUGAAUAGUGUCUAUAUUUUAAUAUUACUGUUUGGUGUCUGAAGUGUAUCAUUUGCCUGUGUGUUGGUCUAACUCAUUUCCUUAAAAUACCCCAUUUUACACUGCUAGUGAAAUAUUACUGAAGGACAGUUUGGUUGGGCCCAACAAAAAUAUGUGAAAUUAGAACUUAGCUUAAAAAAACUCGUUGAUUAUGCAAGAUUUUAAUCAUUUAUCAAUUUAGGCUUAGUUAAGUGUUUCUGUAAAACAACUGUGGAUGUUUGAACGCUGCAAAAAAAUCUUACUUCUACCUCUUGUGUAACAUCCUUAAAAUUGCCCUUCACAGAUGUGUCUGAUGCCACAGGGUGUUGUGCACCUUAACUUGGGAAUUUCAUUUGCUUUUCCUUUUAUUUUUAUUUUGUUUUUUUUUUUUUAUUGUGGAACACCAGGAUGCCUUGUUAUGUCCACCUGUGCUGAACUGCUGGGGUUUGUGUCACAUGUGUGAGAGCCUUCAGAAAUAGGAGAAUUCUGUAAUAAGUCAUGGCCAGUGUAAUUUUUCUGGUAUUUUCUAUGUGUGUGGUUUGAUUCCUUUUAUUUAAAUAAUCACCUGUGUUGUGUGGAUGUCCCUAAUAAAUGGUGACAGCUUGUUUAGAUCAACUCACACUGUUUCUCAGCUGCUGAAUUUCAGUUUGGUAAUUCUGCCUUGAGAAGACCUGUUCUGUGUUCAUGACAGAAAUUAAAAUCCUUUGUGUUUUUUUGUGA